UUGAGUGUUGCAGUAAUGGCUACUUAUGAAGAAGAGGUGACACUUUUCGGGGUUGUGGGAAGCCCAUUUGUGUGCAGGGUUCAGAUUGCUCUCAGAUUAAAGGGAGUUGAAUACAAAUAUGUGGAAGAUGAUUUGAACAAGAAGAGUGAUAUGCUCCUCAAAUACAACCCAGUUUACAAAAUGGUUCCUGUGUUUGUUCACAAUCAGAAGCCCAUAUCAGAGUCCCUUGUGAUUGUUGAAUACGUUGAUGAGAUCUGGAAACACAACCCCAUCUUGCCUUCUGAUUCUUACCAACGAGCCAUGGCCCGUUUCUGGUCCAAGUUCAUUGAUGAUAAGUGCGUUGCUCCUGCAUGGAAAUCAGUUUUUAUAGUUGACGAGAAAGAGCGUGAGAAAGCAGCUGAAGAAUUAAAUGAAGCUCUCAAGUUUCUUGAGGAUGAGCUAAAGGACAAGUUCUUUGGAGGAGAUGAGUUUGGCUUUGUGGAUAUUGCAGCGGUUUUCAUACCUAUAGUUCAAGAGGUUGCGGGGAUGCAAUUGUUCAGCAGUGAAAAUUUUCCCAAACUCUAUAAAUGGAGCAAAGACUUUCACAACCAUCCAAUUGUCAAAGAAUGUCUACCUCCUAAGGACCAACUUUUUGCCUAUUUCAAGGCUCGUGCUCAAAGCCUUGCUGCUCGAAAAUAAAUUAAUAUCGAGUUAGACUCAGUAUUUCCAAGGUUGAUUCAAGAUUGUAUGAAGUACUUUUCUGGGU
Molecule: messenger RNA, 745 nt
Organism: Abrus precatorius (Indian licorice)
Lineage: Eukaryota; Viridiplantae; Streptophyta; Magnoliopsida; Fabales; Fabaceae
Product: probable glutathione S-transferase
Exons: 2
Coding region: 16-678 (220 amino acids)
Biological process (GO): glutathione metabolic process
Cellular component (GO): cytoplasm
Molecular function (GO): glutathione transferase activity
Source: RefSeq, a predicted model, not a curated record